Melampsora larici-populina 98AG31 is the source of this 291-nucleotide messenger RNA. RefSeq lists its product as uncharacterized. Lineage: Eukaryota; Fungi; Basidiomycota; Pucciniomycetes; Pucciniales; Melampsoraceae. The record is from RefSeq and is a predicted model, not a curated record. The transcript is spliced from 2 exons. The coding region runs from base 1 to 291 and encodes 96 amino acids.
AUGAUGUCUCAACGGUAUUUCAAACUCCUUGUGGUCUUUUUGGGCCUCUUUGCAAUGAUUGCAUCCAUUGCCGAAGGAAAAGGUCGACACAAAAAUGGGGGUGGAAGUCGCAAAAAAACAAACACCGUAAAUAACGGUGGAAAUAACGGUGGAAAGCCUAAGGUACCCAUGUGCGGAACAACUGCGGCAACAUGUUCCAAAGGCUCACCUUCGUGUAAAGGUGGUAAGCCAACGUGUGGCAGCAAGGGCGCAUUCAACGCGUGUGGGGGGAACGUGAAAGUUACAUGUUAA